GGUGAUGUUUGGACGAAACGAGGCGGCUCAAGCGGCGGGUUUGUGAUUUGCGGCAUUUCGAAAGUCAUAUGCAUGCAUUAGUGGAGAGUUUAUUGUCGAGUUUCUUCAGGUUUUUAGCGCUGGUUAUGAAGCUGAGUGAGUAGCAGGGAAAGUCUACGGGAUCAAGCCAUGCGUUGGCGUCUUUUGGGUUGUGUAUACCGCGGAUCGUACGUGGUUGAGACUCGUGACGUGAGUUUAGAAAACAGUGUCGCUCGCGAGGAGUUUGAGUUGUGAGUGCUCGGAGAUUUGGCAUUGUGGGGAGGCAUUUGGAGGUUGAUCUGAAUGCAAUUGAAAUCUGCUCCAGAACGUGCAUUGUUCCUGCACGCCUACGUAUGCAUCAAAAGGGACUUGCUAUCAUUGUGAUUUAAAUCAUCACGUGGUAGAAAGCCUACGGGUAGGUUGGUGUGGGUUAAGAUGUCGAUCGGGGAAGCCGAGCACGCGGAGUGCCCAAGCCCUGUAACACCAUACAUUCCCACUUAUGUUAUGCUGCCGCUGAGUACUAUCAGCAAUGAGAACAAGGUGGCUGAUCCUGAGAAACUCAAGGAGGAUCUCGACAAGUUGAAGCGCGCAAGUGUAGACGGCGUGAUGAUAGAUUGUUGGUGGGGUAUCGUCGAGGGGGUGACUCCUCAAGUUUAUGAUUGGUCCGCAUACUACGAUUUGUUCAGUAUGGUCCGAGACUGCAAGCUUAAAUUACAGGCUAUAAUGUCCUUUCAUCAAUGUGGGGGUAAUGUUGGAGACGACGUCUUCAUCCCACUUCCAGCUUGGGUGUUAAGAGUUGGCAAAGAGAACCCAGACAUAUUCUUCACUAAUAGAGCAGGAGUUCGGAACCCUGAAUCUUUGACAUUCGGUAUAGACGAUGAGGCUGUAUUGGACAGCCGGACUGCCCUUGAGGUGUAUUACGAUUUUAUGGAAAGCUUUAGGAAGGAUAUGCAAGAGUUCCUGGAAGAUGGCACCAUCACCGAAAUUGAAGUUGGAAUGGGUCCUUGCGGGGAGCUUCGGUAUCCGUCCUACCCAGAAACUCAAGGCUGGAAAUAUCCAGGAACGGGUGAAUUUCAGUGCUGGGACAAAUACCUACUGAAGAAUUUAAAGAACGCUGCGAAUGAGAAAGAACACCCAGAAUGGGGCGUGGGGCCAGCAGACGCAGGCGAUUACAACUGUACUCCGCACAACUCUGCUUUCUUUGAGGAAGGUCGCAAGUCCCCCUAUGGAGAGUUUUUUCUUGAUUGGUACUCCAGAGCUCUCAUUGAGCAUGGCGACAAUCUUCUGACGGUAGCGAGGCAUGCGCUGGGCAACACAAAACUUGCUGUUAAGGUUUCUGGGAUUCAUUGGUGGUACAAAAGCGCAAGCCAUGCCGCUGAACUAGCCGCUGGAUAUUACAAUCAAGCUUCAAAAUGUGGAUACACCCCCAUAGCCAAGAUGCUUGCAACGCAUGAUGCCACCUUGAACUUUACUUGUGUUGAGCUGCGCACCGCCGAUGAAACUGUAAAGUUCCCUGGUGCUUUGGCUGAUCCUGAAGGUCUCGUAUCGCAGGUUUUGCGAGCUGCAUGGGAGCAGGGUGUGGAGGUGGCUGCCGAGAAUGCGCUAUCAUUCUACGAAAAGUCUGGCUAUGAUCAGAUCCUUGUACAAGCAAAGCCUAAAGACUAUACGAACCAUCAUCUUUCAGCGUUCACCUACUUAAGAUUGACACCUGAGCUGAUGGAGGAGCAAAAUCUUGAGGAAUUUACCCAGUUUGUCCACAAACUGCAUGGUGCGCAAUGCUGAACGUUGUCCUGCAAGUUGAAAAGCGCUGUUAUGUCAUUCAGAACGAGAAUCAGCGAGAAAGUUGGGUACACUGCUUCAUUCCCGAGAUUUGUGAACCAAGUAUGAUUGCAGCAGGACCAGUGAAGGGGAGAAAGAUGAAAGAGGGAUGUACAGUAGUUGCACAAUCUGGUAACAUUUUUCAUUAGCAUAGAGCUAUUCCAUAUUUAGUCAUAACAGUAACAUUUGUUACCAUGUAAAAGCUCAUAAAUAAUGUAGGAAAAGUGAACUUGUCGUCAUCUUCAAUUUAACUGUCACAUUUGACACCCAGUUUUUUU
Physcomitrium patens is the source of this 2114-nucleotide messenger RNA. RefSeq names its product beta-amylase 2, chloroplastic. Lineage: Eukaryota; Viridiplantae; Streptophyta; Bryopsida; Funariales; Funariaceae. Gene Ontology annotation, molecular function: beta-amylase activity. The record is from RefSeq and is a predicted model, not a curated record. Gene Ontology annotation, biological process: polysaccharide catabolic process.